Arvicanthis niloticus (Nile rat) is the source of this 735-nucleotide messenger RNA. The record is from RefSeq and is a predicted model, not a curated record. Lineage: Eukaryota; Metazoa; Chordata; Mammalia; Rodentia; Muridae.
AUGGAUGUCCUGGUUCCAUUUCUGCAGCUGCUGGUACUACUCCUGACUCUACCUCUGCACCUACUGGCUCUGCUGGGCUUCUGGCAACCUAUAUGCAAAACCUAUUUCCCCUACUUAAUGGCCACACUAACAGCCAGGUCCUACAAAAAGAUAGAAGGCAAGAAACGGGAACUAUUUAGUCAGAUAAAAGAUCUUAAGGGGACUUCUGGCAACGUGGCCCUGCUGGAGCUGGGCUGUGGCACUGGUGCCAACUUCCAGUUCUACCCAGCCGGCUGCAAGGUCACCUGUGUGGACCCAAACCCCAACUUUGAGAAGUUCCUGACAAAGAGCAUGGCUGAGAACAGGCACCUCCAAUACGAGCGCUUCAUCGUGGCUUAUGGAGAGAACAUGAAACAACUGGCUGACAACUCCAUGGAUGUGGUGGUCUGUACCCUGGUGUUAUGUUCUGUGCAGAGCCCCAAAAAGGUCCUACAGGAAGUCCAAAGAGUCCUGAGGCCGGGAGGCCUGCUGUUCUUCUGGGAGCAUGUGGCUGAGCCUCAGGGAAGCAAGGCCUUCCUGUGGCAGCGAGUUUUAGAGCCUACCUGGAAACACAUCGGAGAUGGCUGCCACCUCACCAGAGAGACCUGGAAAGACAUUGAGAAGGCACAGUUCUCUGAAGUCCAACUGGAAUGGCAGCCCCCUCCUUUCAAAUGGUUGCCUGUUGGGCCCCACAUCAUGGGAAAAGCUGUGAAAUAA